Helobdella robusta is the source of this 753-nucleotide messenger RNA. RefSeq lists its product as hypothetical. The record is from RefSeq and is a predicted model, not a curated record. Lineage: Eukaryota; Metazoa; Annelida; Clitellata; Rhynchobdellida; Glossiphoniidae. The transcript has 2 exons. Gene Ontology annotation, biological process: cell differentiation; negative regulation of transcription by RNA polymerase II; positive regulation of transcription by RNA polymerase II. Gene Ontology annotation, molecular function: RNA polymerase II cis-regulatory region sequence-specific DNA binding; nuclear receptor activity. Bases 1 to 753 code for a protein of 250 amino acids.
AUGAUUUAUAAUCAUAAAUAUCAUCGUCUUCUUCUUCACCAUUAUAACCACCAUCAUCACCAUCAUCAUUUUCACCAUCACCACCAUCAUCAUCUUCACCAUCAUCAUCAUCAGGUGAGUAUAGAGAGAGAUGUUUCCCGCCACGAAGCUAACUUUUCUGACCUGGUCAACAUAGCUGAGCUGAGUGUCAGAAGAGUCAUCGCCAUGGCCAAACAGGUACCAGCAUUCAAACUGCUGCCUCAAGAAGAGCAGAUCCACUUACUGAAGGGAGGCAGCAUCGAACUCCUCAUCCUUCGCUCCGUCAUCACUUUCGACAAAGAGAAACAACACUUCCUCGAUCCGGUCGAUCCGGAAGAAACGAAGGCCAUGAAAAUCGAGCAGUUAAAAACGGCCGAACUCGGUACGAAUCUUUUCGAAGACCACAUGCGCUUUGUCAGGUCGCUCGCUUUCGAUCUGUGCGCCGACGACACCACGCUAAUUCUCCUCCUCGUCAUUUCGCUUUUUUCUCCGGAUAGAGAAAAUCUGGAGCAAAAAUCUUUAGUGGCAAAGGAGCAGGAAAGGUUUUCCAGUUUGUUGAAGAGUUACCUGGAGUCCGUGUACCCUGUUGGAAUGGCGAGGGUGCUCUUCCCCAAGUUGCUGUUGAAGUUGACCGAUAUCAGAAACCUGAACGAGGAACAUUCGCAAGUUCUCUUGAAGGUCAACCCGGAAAGUAUUCAACCGCUCAUGAAGGAAGUCUUGGAUCUAAGUUGUUGA